Messenger RNA from Emys orbicularis (European pond turtle), 450 nucleotides. RefSeq names its product histone H4-like. Bases 1 to 450 code for a protein of 149 amino acids. Lineage: Eukaryota; Metazoa; Chordata; Testudines; Emydidae. The record is from RefSeq and is a predicted model, not a curated record. Gene Ontology annotation, molecular function: structural constituent of chromatin; protein heterodimerization activity; DNA binding. Gene Ontology annotation, cellular component: nucleosome. Gene Ontology annotation, biological process: nucleosome assembly. The transcript has 2 exons.
AUGAAGAUGACUGGAUGUGGAAGCUGUGGCAUGUACACGAUCAUGGAGGGGGUACCUGAAAAGAGUUUCGUCUGCAUGAAGUGCCGCCUGAUAGAGCUGAUGGAAGAAAAGAUCCGAGGAUUGGAGAUGCAGCUAUCUGCUUGCAAAAUAUCUGGUCGCGGAAAGGGGCUGGGUAAGGUAGGUGCUAAGAGGCACCGUAAGGUCUUGCGAGACAACAUCCAGGGUAUUACGAAGCCGGCGAUCCGCCGCUCGGCUCGCCGCGGUGGGGUGAAGCACAUCUCGGGGCUGAUCUACGAAGAGACCCGCGGGGUGCUGAAGGUUUUCCUGGAGAACGUGAUCUGCGAUGCGGUGACCUAUACCGAGCAUGCCAAGCGGAAGACGGUGACGGCAAUGGAUGUGGUGUAUGCCCUGAAAUGCCAGGGGCGCACCCUGUAUGGUUUCGGGGGCUGA